AUGGGAGAUAAUAUUUUAUCAGGUGAUGGAGGUUAUGAAUGUCGUCCAUAUAUACUAGUUCCAUUAAUCUCUCCAAAUACAAAUGCUGAAUUAUUAUACAACGAAUCUCAAAUAAGAACUCGAAAUACAAUAGAAAGUUUGUUUGGAGGAUGGAAGAGGAGAUUCCCAAUAUUCUCACUUGGUAUAAGAACAACACCAGAUAGAGCUCAAGCAAUAAUAGUAGCUACAGCCGUACUACAUAAUUUGGCUUCAGUAUUAGGAGAAUCAAUACUUCCAAUAGACCCAAAUAUUAUGAACCAAGAACCUAUACAUGAAGAGUGGAAUGCACCAUUAGCUGUAGAAGAAAGAGGAAAUAAUAAAACAUCUGUUAGAACGAGUUUAAUUAGAGACUAUUUUUCAAACCUUUAA
Aphis gossypii (cotton aphid) is the source of this 408-nucleotide messenger RNA. RefSeq lists its product as uncharacterized. The transcript has a single exon. Lineage: Eukaryota; Metazoa; Arthropoda; Insecta; Hemiptera; Aphididae. The record is from RefSeq and is a predicted model, not a curated record. The coding region runs from base 1 to 408 and encodes 135 amino acids.